AUGUCUCCCUCAUCGUCAAAGAAAGACACUAAGGUCGUGGUAGUGGGAGGUGCAGGUACGAUCGGAUCCUCCACCGCCCUUCACUUGAUACGAAAUGGUUAUACGCCUUCCAAUAUCACUGUCCUGGAUACGUAUGAGAUCCCAUCUGCUCAAUCGGCAGGAAAUGAUCUGAAUAAGAUCAUGGGUAUUCGUCUAAGGAACCCAGCCGAUAUACAGCUGAGCAUGGAAGCGAGGGAUAUGUGGUUGAACGAUGAAGUGUUCAAGCCCUACUUCCAUAAUACAGGACGACUCGACUGCGGACAUACUCCAGAAGAGAUCGAAUCGCUCAAAGAAGCUUACGAGACUUCUAUCAACGCUGGUGUGGGACUUGAAAAGACGACGGAAUGGUUGGACAGCGAGGAGGAGAUACUGAAGAAAAUGCCUUUGUUAGAUCGGGAGCAGAUCAAGGGCUGGAAAGCUGUGUGGUCAUCGGACGGAGGAUGGCUGGCAGCAGCCAAAGCCAUCAAUAGUAUAGCAGAAGUAUUGAAGAAAGAGGGCGUCAAAUUUGGAUUCGGAGGUGCUGGCUCCUUCAAGGCCCCUCUUUUCGCUGAAGAUGGUACAACGUGUGUUGGCGUAGAGACAGUUGACGGAACAAGGUAUCAUGCGGAUAAAGUGGUGCUGGCUGCUGGAGCUUGGAGUCCCGCUUUGGUAGAUUUGAAGGAUCAAUGUGUGUCAAAGGCCUGGGUCUACGCUCAUAUGCAAUUGACACCGGAAGAAGCAGCAGAAUUCAAGGAUACACCAGUGAUCUACAACGGCGAUUUGGGAUUUUUCUUUGAGCCCAACGAAUACGGUAUCAUCAAAGUCUGUGACGAAUUUCCAGGAUUCACCCGAUUCAAGCAGCAUCAACCCUAUGGAGCUUCGUCACCCAAGAAGGUUUCCGUCCCUCGAUCUCACGCUAAACACCCUACCGAUACCAUCCCAUUAGAAUCAGAAGCCAGUAUAGGUAGAGCCGUGGACGCUUUCUUGCCUAGAUUUAAGAACAAGAAGCGAUUCAACCAAGCUCUUUGUUGGUGUACCGAUACUGCGGAUGCCAAUUUGUUGAUAUGUGAACAUCCUAAAUGGAAGAACUUCAUUUUAGCUACGGGUGAUUCUGGACACUCAUUCAAACUGUUACCCAACAUCGGUAAACACGUCGUUGAGCUCAUCGAAGGUACACUAUCCAAAGAGUUGAAGGAUUCAUGGAAAUGGAGACCUGGAUCAGGAGACGCUUUGAAGUCCAGAAGAGCAGCCGCCGCUAGGGAUCUGGCUGAUCUACCAGGAUGGAAUCACGACGGCGAGACUGAUUCUAUCACUGCGUCGAUCGAUCAACUGAAGUUGUCAAAGGAGGAAACUGCUAAGACGGGUGGUGGCCCAGUGGUAGAGAUAUAA
Molecule: messenger RNA, 1407 nt
Organism: Kwoniella botswanensis
Lineage: Eukaryota; Fungi; Basidiomycota; Tremellomycetes; Tremellales; Cryptococcaceae
Exons: 7
Coding region: 1-1407 (468 amino acids)
Molecular function (GO): sarcosine oxidase activity; saccharopine oxidase activity; flavin adenine dinucleotide binding
Source: RefSeq, a predicted model, not a curated record